UAAUUUAUUGUGUAAAUUAACUGAGAGAGAAAAAAAAAUAGUUAAAAUAAAGAAAGAAAAAGUGUAAUUUUAUAUAUUUUUAUUAUUUUUUAAUUUUGCCGUAGAAAAAAUUAAAUAGAAAAUUUAUAAUAGAAAAUAUUAUGAAAAUAUAAAAGAAAGCAUUUUAAAAGUGAAGUGUUUUCAAAAUAUUAUUUUUUUUUGUGGUUCUUUUCAACAUAAUUUCCGUAUAUCGCCAGAGGAAUAAUAAAUUUAUACAUAAUAGAAGAAAAGAAAAGAAAAACACAAAAAAAAUACUUAGAAAAAUCUCAGGAAUAAAAUUCAAAUCAAGGAAUAAAAAUAAGAAUUUUCAUCAAAGAAAAAAACAAAAACAAAAACUGGAAGAAAUUUUUCAUCAACAAAAACAGAAAAACUAGUUAAAUUAAUGAACUAACUAAACAGUAGAAUUGAUAAAAUUAAAAAGUGUUGAAUAACAAUAUACAAAAAAGAAAAAGAAAGCAACAGCUCAAAAAUGUUACCAAAUUGCUAACGGGAAAUAUUUACCGUUUCGAUAAAAAACAAUUUUUUGGUGGAUUUUUUUUUCUUCUUUCACUUAAAAAAAAGAAACCUUAUAAUAAAAAAAAUUUAAUAAAUAGAAAAAAAAACCAAAACCAAGUCUAAAUCAAAUCAGAUGAUAGAAAAAUUCCAAUUUUCAAUGAACCAUACAAUCGAUAUUUAAUGUUGAAUUACAAAGGCAAAUACUUAACUGUUUUUGUUUGAAAAAAGAAAAAAAAAUAAAAUAAACACAUACACAAAACAUACACAUUAAGAAAAUAAAAACAAAAGUAUGCCAAUAUCGAUUACCGGCAACAAUAACAGCAGUAACAACAACAAUAAUUAUAACAGUAUAAAAACAGAAGAAAAAAACAAUCAAGCUGCCAUUAAAAUUGAAAAAUCAUCCGAUCUAAUAAAAUUAUCUGAUAUUAUUGCAAAUACAACCAUUGCAGCAUCAGCAAUAGAUAUUACAACAGUUAUUAAUAGUUUAGAUUCAAAUAGUAAAUUAAAAAUUUUCGAAAGCAGUAUGUUGACUGCUUCAACUGCCUCAUCAAUUUUAACAUCAUCAUCAUCACCGACACCAUCAAUUGCGGCAACAGCAACUAAUUCAUCUUCAUCAUCAGUAUCGUCAGCAGCAGCAGCAGCAGCAGCGGCGGCUGCCGGUAUAACAACGACACCAACUAGUACAGUAACAAUUGGUUUUAAUGAUGAUAAUCCAACAAAUAUUAUUAGCUCAACAACAUCAAAUAUUAAUCAGCAACAGCAAGCAACUUCAAGUAGUUCGCUUUCUAAUUCAACAAUUACAUCAUCUUCAAUUAUUACAUCAUCAUCUGGUGUUGCUGGCACAUCAGCGGCAUCAAUUCAAAAUUCAUCAUUAGCAAUAACAUCAGAUUGUUUUAGUUUAUCAUCAUCACUAACACCCUCAUCUUUAUCAAAUUCAAUUGCAGCUGCAAGUGCUGCAUCAUCAAUAGUAUCAUCAGUUGUAUCAACUUCAAUUGAUACAAUCGAUGCAGCCGGUCAAUGCAAUAAUAUAAUGGUGUCAUCACCUCCAUCAAUACAUAUCGGUCUUGGUGGACAACAAAACUGUACAGCGGAUGAUAUUUUGGCAGCUACAACAUCAAUAUUAAAUGGCGGUGGUAACUCAACCAUGUUAACCAAUACAAAUUCAUCCAGUAUUGUUGGUCUCUUGGAUAUAAAUAGUAAACAACAAAAUCAUCAACAACAGCAAUCUCAAUCGCCACAACCGCAAUUAAUGACAAUGCAACAACAGCAUUCACCAAUUGAACAAGCAGUUGCAAAGGCAAUUGGUGAUUUAAAUUUAAACUCAUCAAAUGGAACUUUAGCUAAUAUUUUAAAUGGUACCGCUAGUGGUGGUGUUGGAUUUUUAGAUCAUCAUAGUAAUCCUAUUAAUAGUUCAAAUUUAGGUCCAAUGUGGCCAACUGGAGGUGAUGAUAAUAGUCAUAUGCCACCAGGCCCAUUAAAUGGUUUUGGUGCUAAUAAUUAUCAAAAUUUCUCAAAUCAAUCAAUGUAUAAUGGCGGCGGCGGCGGUGGAGGCGGAGGUGGUAAUGGUGGCUCUAGCUCCGGUAUGCCCCAUCAUCAGCAUCGUCGCGUUAUGUUAAAUCAACCACAACAAUCUAAUAGUGGAGGUGGUCUAGGUGGCGGAAGUGGUAAUAGUUAUUCGCAUGGUCUUUCGCCAAAUCGCUCAAUGACUGGCAGUGGAAAUACAGGUGGUAAUAGUGGACAAAUGCUAUCAAACAGUCCAUCACCACAGAAUAUGCAACAUCAUCAACAUCAGCAACAACAACAGCAACAAAAUAUGUACCAUAAAAAUCCAUAUCCAGCUUGGGCAAAUUCAGCUGCAGCAGCAGCAGCCGCAGCUGCAGCUGCAGCAGCUAAUCAAAAUAUGCCAUGGUCACCACAGCAGCAACAACAGCAACAACAACAACAGCCACCACAUCAACAACAUAAUCAACAUCCGAGUCAAAAUCAUAUGGCAGCACAAUGGAAUCGUGGUAGAUCUGUACCAAAUUUAAACCCAAUGGGUGGUGGUAAUGCUGGCGGUUGUUUACCACCCAUGAAUCGUAAGCAAAUGUCACCGAAUCCACCUGGAGGUGGUGGUCCUGGACCACAUUCACCUUUUGGUAAUGCAUCAAAUGCCGGUGGAGUUGGUGGCGGCGGUGGUGGUAUGCCCGGUAUAUCACCAAGUAAAUAUCGUCGUAGUACAUCAUUUCCUGGCAAAGGAUCAUCACCAUCUGGUGCGGGUUAUACAUUAGAUGUUCCAAAUUUAGAUGAUGGCAGAGGAGAUCCUUUCUUAGGCGGCAGCGGUGGCGGUAGUAGUGGUGGAAGUGGUGCUUUUCAGGUAUGGGCUCUGAAUUUAUUAAAAUAAUCAUAAUGUAUAUGUAUAUGUAGCUCAGCAUGAUAAGGUACGUAAGAUGUAACAUUAUAAAAUUAAGAGUGUGAGAUGAAAUUAUUAUGAAUGUUUAUAAUAAUCAACAUUCAAAAACAUUUAUAUUGUGAGGAAAUGAGAAGAAAUAGACUCAGAACGGGAUAUUUCUCUGGAAAAAAUAUUUUGGUUUAUAGAGAAUAUUAUAGGCGUAAAAAUGAAUGUGAAAUUAA
Molecule: messenger RNA, 3147 nt
Organism: Condylostylus longicornis
Lineage: Eukaryota; Metazoa; Arthropoda; Insecta; Diptera; Dolichopodidae
Product: neurogenic protein mastermind-like
Exons: 4
Coding region: 824-2917 (697 amino acids)
Source: RefSeq, a predicted model, not a curated record